GCCAAACAUUUGCGCGCCGAAAUGUUUGUCUCCGGCCGGACGGAUUACUCGCGACCGAAUAUUUACACAUCCCCGACGUGGGGAAGUCGAAGCACUCCGAGCUCGUACGUUCAAGCUACGCCGGCGUCGAUCUUUGUCGUAUGCGUUCGUAGCCCUUCCAUUCGCCAAUCCAGCUGCUGGUCGAGACCUGAAAGUUCGUCUCAACGAGUGACCGAUUCACCCAUGGCCAUUGGAGAGAUCGUUUUGGGUUCCUUCUUUCAGGUCCUUUUCGUCAAGUUGGCUUCUCACACAUUGGGCUAUGCACAACGCGAAGGAAUCAGCACCGCCCUGCUUGAGUGGAAGGAGAUGUUGGUCACAAUCAAUGCAGUGCUGGCUGAUGCAGAGGACAAGCAACUCAAUGGUAACCCUUUAGUGAAGCUGUGGCUGGACAAUGUUAGGGACUUGGCCUAUGACAUGGAAGACUUGCUCGAUGAGUUCACGAUCGAAGCCGCUCAGGCUAAGUCGAAGGCAGAAUCCAGCACAAGCAAAGGUCAGGUGAAAGGGAAGUUCUCUUUCUUUGGCCUAUAUAAAUCCUUUGGAUCAAAUCCAAACCCACGAUGGCUCGAGUUUGAAACCAAGGUACAAGAGAUCAAUGGCAGGUUGAGAGCGAUUGUCACGGAGAAGGCUUGUUUAAGCUUGAGAGAGAAUGUUGUGGAUAGAUCCAACUACACCUAUAAAAGGGAUCCUAGCACUUCUCUACUGGAGCCUCAGUUUUUCGGCAGGGAGAAGGAAGAAGCACAGAUACUCGAAAUAUUGAUCCGUGAGGUCGAAAAUUAUGAUGCCGCACUAAGCAUAGUCCCCAUAGUUGGGAUGGGCGGUGUUGGAAAGACGGCAUUGGCUCAGCGACUAUAUAAUGAUGCCAGAGUGAAUAGGAGUUUCGAGAGGAGAGCAUGGGUUUGUGUGUCAGAUGUUUUUGAUAUUCUUGACAUAACAAAGACUAUUUUGCGGUCAAUCACCGGGUUGUCUUGCGAGGGUGAAGAUCUUAACGAGCUUCAAGUUAAGUUGAAGGACAAUCUAUCCGGGAAGAAGUUUCUUGUGGUUUUAGAUGAUAUCUGGAAUGAGAAGUAUGAAAAAUGGACUGCCCUCUUAAAGCCAUUUGAAGCGGGGGCUAAGGGAAGUAAGAUCAUUGUCACGACUCGCAACCUUACUGUUGUUUCCAUAGCAAGAGCUUCGCCGUAUCCCUUGAAGGAAUUGUCCCUUGAUAAUUGUACAAGCUUAUUAGCCUAUCAUGCUCUUGGAGCAACAAAUUUUGAGAGCCACCCGGAUUUUGAAAAAAUAGGCAAGAAAAUAGCUGAAAGAUGUAAAGAUUUACCUUUGGCAGCGAAGAUGUUGGGCGGUGUCCUAUGUACUAAAAGGAAUCCCGAUGAAUGGGAAGAUAUCUUAAAUAAAAGUAUAUGGGAUCUUCCGACGGCAGAGAAUGAUGAGGUUCUCCCAGUUUUAAAAUUGAGCUAUGUCCAUCUUCCUUCUUAUUUGAAGAGAUGUUUUGCUUAUUGUGCAGUAUUUCCCAAGGAUUACGAAAUUGUGAGGGAUGAGCUGAUACUCUUAUGGAUAGCACAAGGCUUUUUAGAUGGACAAGAAGCAAAUGAGAAUAUCUUGAAAUUGGGACAGAAGCACUUCGAUGAGUUGGUAUCUAGAUCAUUCCUUCUACAAUCAAGUGUCGACGCAUCUAAGUUUUUUAUGCAUGAUCUUUUGAAUGAUCUAGCAAAGUCAAUUGCAGGUGGUACUUGCUUUAGCUCAGGGGAGUCUCAACAGGUAGGUAAUGAACAUGAUGCCUCAUCUCUUGAAAAAACCCGUUAUGCACCAUUCUUCUCAUCGUGGUAUGUUACAUCAAAAUGCUUGAGAGCAUACCACGAAAUGAAGGCACUAAGAAGUUUAAUUCUGGUGAGUGCUGGAUCUAGUGGGGGCUCUUUCUCUAUUUCCAGCAAGGUGCUGCAUGACUUGCUAACAAACUUGAAGUACUUGAGGGUGUUCUCGUUAUAUCGUUGUGACAUUGCAGAGGUACCGAAUUGUGUAGGUGAUUUAAAACAUCUACGAUAUCUCAAUUUCUCAUACACUAAUAUCGAAAGGCUACCUGAGUCAAUCGUCUGCUUGUGCAAAUUACAAGCUUUGAUCUUAAGAGGUUGUCAAAACCUUUCAAAGUUGCCUCAAGGUAUCACAAAGUUGGUCAGCUUACAGUUUCUUGACAUUAGAGAUACAAGGAGUCUAAAAGAGAUGCCAUUGGGUAUCAGUAAUUUAAAGAAUCUUACGACCUUGUCCAAGUUUGUGGUAGGACCAGAAAAAGGGUAUCAGUUAGAGGAGUUAAAGACCUUGCCUCAUCUUCAAGGAGAACUAUUUAUAUCAGAAUUGCAAAAGGUGGAAGAAGUUAGAGGGGCAAUUGAUGCUAAUUUGUUUCGAAAGCGAGGCCUUACCAACUUAUCAUUGCAUUGGGAUGAACAAUUGGGAAAUCUCCGAAAUCAUGAGCACGAAGCACAGGUGCUUGACUCUCUGCGACCUCACACUAAUCUUGAAAAUCUCACUAUUUUGAACUAUGGUGGUGCAAUAUUCCCGUCAUGGUUAGAUGGUUCAUCCUAUCCUAAGAUAGUGUCUUUGUGCUUGCGAGGCUGUCCUAAUGUUAUAUCGAUGCCCCCGCUUGGACAACUACCUUCACUUAAGGAAUUAUCUCUUGAAGGUCUGCAUGCAGUAAGAAUGAUAGGGUCUGAAUUUUACGGAGGUAAAAGGCCUUUUCCAUCUUUAACCACUUUGAAGUUCGAAGAGAUGUUGACAUGGAAUGAUUGGUCUCGUUAUGUCGGGGGCAAGAAAGAAGAAGUCCCAUUGCCCUGUCUUCAGCAUCUUGUUGUUCGGGGCUGUCCUUCGCUGGUCGGGACAUUGCCUUGUCAACUUGAUUGUCUCAUGAAGCUUGAAAUUCAUUCAUGCCCUCAAUUGAAUAAAUCAAUCAGUGUGGUUUGUCUUCCAUCUCUUCGUAAGUUAUACCUUGAAAAUUGUAACAAGGAGAUCUUAAAGAGCUUUGUCAACCUAACUUCUUUGACCAUUCUUAGAAUUAAAAAUCUAGCCGAGCUCGUUUGCCUUGAUCAUGGGUUUAUGAGCUGCUUGGUCAAGUUAAAGGAGCUUUAUAUAGGACGGUGUGACAAACUAACAUACUUGUGGCAAGAUGGAAAUGAAAUGCUAAAUCUCACUUGCCUCCAGGAAUUAGACAUUGAAAGCUGUCCCCGAUUCACAUCUUUUGUGGUAGGAGAAGGAGAAAUAGAGCUGCCCUGUAACCUUGAAAGGAUGGCAUUGAGUAAUUGCAUGAGUUUAGAAAAGCUUCCGAGCAAGAUGUGCACACUCGUUUAUGUGGUUAUUCAUGAGUGUCCAAAACUCAUAGGACUAACCAUUCCUCCAUAUGACCCCAGCAACAACCCGAUAUCUCGACUUGAUUUUUUGCGGAUAGGUAAAUGUGAUUCUCUGACAUCCUUUCCCUUUACCAAGAGUGGACUUACUGCUCUAAAGACACUAACUAUUUACGAGUGCAAGGGAGUGGAGUCGCUGGAAGAGAUCGCCAUAGAAUCGCUGAAUUCUUUGACUAUUGACGGGUGUGAGAAUCUGAGAAGUCUACCACAGUGUCUUCACAUGCUUACCCAUCUCACUCGUUUGGAAAUAGAUAACUGUCCAGCACUUGAGAUAGAGAACUUCCCUCCCCUUCCCCUCACCCUAUCGACUCUUGAACUUGUUAAUUGUCCGAAGAUAAAGUCUAUUGGCAGCUGUAACAAUCUCAAUGAAUUGGAAAUAAGGGAGUGUCCAGCAUUGGAGAUAGAAAACUUCCCUCCCCUUCCCAUCACCCUGUUGAAACUUACACUUUGGAAUUGUCCGAAGAUAAAGUCUCUACCAAAUCAGUGGCAUCAUCUUACAUCCUUCCUGAGGCUACAUAUUAACAAUUGCCAAAAUAUCAAAUGCUUGCCCAAAGGAGGUUUGCCUCCCAAUUUGCGGUACCUUAGAAUUGAAGGCUGUGAGAAUCUGAAGCAGCCAGUAAGAGAAUGGGGCUUACCCAUGCUCACAUCUCUCCAGACUCUGACAAUUGACGGAAGGAGCAUGGGAGAGGAGGGAGAGAAGGUGUGUUUUCCUUCAGAGGAGGAAGAGGAUGUGUGGAGUCUUCUCUUUCCUUCCUCUCUAACCUCUCUUUCGAUUAAAAAAAUGAGGAAUGUGGAAAGACUAUCAAACGGUCUUCGCCACCAUCUCUCAUCUCUCAAAGAGUUAGAGAUUGUGAAUUGCCCGAAGUUGAGGUACUUGCCAGAGGAUGGCCUCCCUCCCUCCCUCCAAGAAUUGGCAAUAGCAAGAUGCGAGAUUCUGAAAGAUCGAUGCUCAAAACUCACUGGUGAUUAUUGGCCCCUCAUCCAAGAGAUCCCUAGCAUUGAGAUUGAUCGGGUUCGGAUCCGAUGAAUUGGUUCUUCCAUGUACGCGGUCAGUUUUCUACGGUUCGGAUUUUUGGAUGAGGAAUGUGGAAAGACUAUCAACAGUGGAGUAUGUAAGAAGCGUGGAGUAUUCUGUUUCCUUUGGCUCUACCUCAGUUUGGUUGAGAAAUAUGAGGAACGUGGAAAGAUUAUCAAGUGGUCUUUGCAGCCAUCUCUCCACUCUCAAACAGCUACAUUUUGUAGGUUAUCGGAACUUGCCAGAGGAUGGCUUCGUUCCCACCUCCAAGUAUUCGGCAUAAUUCAAUGUGAAAUUCUGAAAGAUGCUCAAAACUCGGUGGUGACUAUUGGCACCUCAUCCAAGAAAUCCCACUCAUCGUCGUUGAUCGAGUUCGGAUCCAAUAAGAAGAUAUCUCUCCAAUGUCUAAUUUUUGUUCUUCAGAAAGUUUAUGUUUUUCCAUGGACAAGCUUCACAUAAUUUUCCACAAACCAGCUAGACAUUUGGGUUGCUCUGUUUUGUUUGAUAAGGAAGCACACAAUGAAAUGGUUAAAAUGCUAACGUGGUACAGCAAGUCCACGAUUGUUUCCUACGAGUGGCUAUUCCUCAAAACAAAUACUUACAAGUUACAUGGACUUGCUCACAGUGCUGGAAUUGUGAUGCGUGGAUGUGCCUGUCUGGAUUGAUGAUAUAUCUUGAACUUCGUGUGGUGCCCAAAUAUGGCUUAUCUUUCCACUUACGGAAAUGCACUAUGCUUUGCGUGAGAAUCACGAAAAAUUGUUGCUCUUUUAUUGAUAUUUUUCUGCAAUUUCAGUGUUUCGUAUAUUCUCUUCCAAAUAUCUUCUUUUUAUGCCCUAACUCAAGUGACCUGAAUUCUCUCAACCGUGCUUAUUUGGCAGAAUAUCCCACUGUCACCAUUAUUUGGCAAAAUCUCUCAGGAGGAUCAAA
Molecule: messenger RNA, 5367 nt
Organism: Syzygium oleosum
Lineage: Eukaryota; Viridiplantae; Streptophyta; Magnoliopsida; Myrtales; Myrtaceae
Product: putative disease resistance RPP13-like protein 1
Exons: 4
Coding region: 22-4452 (1476 amino acids)
Biological process (GO): defense response to other organism
Molecular function (GO): ADP binding
Source: RefSeq, a predicted model, not a curated record